Molecule: messenger RNA, 3856 nt
Organism: Nerophis ophidion (straightnose pipefish)
Lineage: Eukaryota; Metazoa; Chordata; Actinopteri; Syngnathiformes; Syngnathidae
Product: glutamic acid-rich protein-like
Exons: 6
Coding region: 152-3406 (1084 amino acids)
Source: RefSeq, a predicted model, not a curated record
UAAUAUUUUGGACGGACUGAGCCUAGGUUUGCCAGCAGCCAAAACAGACGCGUAGGAAGCAAAACGUUCUCAACGUUUACGUCCAGGAACUGAUGUUGCCCUGAAAAGAACCCUUACAACUUCUCCAGCGGACUGAACACAAGAAUUCAGGAUGUUGUCAAAGAAGGGGGAGCAGAGGUCCUUCAGCAACAGGCAGCUGAGAGACCAAUGGGAGAAGAGAGUCCAAACCAUAGAAGACAAGUGCAAAAAGGAAGAACUGAAGGAGAAAAGUUCCCUCAAACUGCUUUUCUCAAAGUGGAAUUAUCACUGGUCCCUGGGGGCCACUGGAGACACGACCAAAGACACAAGCUCCGAACAGGCAGAAAAACCCCAGCCAAAAAUCAAAUUCAAAAUUGUACCACCUCCUCCUCCCAAACCCAUAACUAAGCCUACUCCGGCACCUCCUCCCAAGAGGACACCAUCUCCCAAACCUCUUAACUUCAAGCGUAAAGUGGAAGUGGAUGUUUUCCGGUUAUGCUGGAAAGAAUCUUGGAUGAACGUGAAACCACCAAAGUAUCUUUUUCUCAAAGCCAAAGAGUCGAAAGCAAUCAUACAAGGAUUUACAACCAUAGAACUGGUCAACAACAAGGUGUCCAAACUUUUGGGAUAUGCACCACAGCCUGAAUGUACAUCCACUGGUGAUUGGAGUCAGUCAUGGAAGCAGGUGAAGGUUACAAGCCUGACAGAGCGGUCUGGAGAGAAACCAUGGGAUAUCAUUUACACUAGAAAUUUGAUCCCAAGUCCAGAAAUAGAAGUAUAUGCACUUCCUGUCUGGGCGGGCACCUGGAAAAUUAUGAACUUCGCCUUCAGACAACAGAAAGAAGAGUGGGAUCACGUCUGGGCUGAUUUCCAACAAAAAAGUCACAGCAUAUUGAGCGAGGCACACGAGCUGUUGGAACAGGUGGGGGAUGAGCCCUGCGGAUGGACAGACUCAUGGAGGCUCUCAAAACCCCCGGUUCCUACUGAAGAAUGUACGCUCGCGGAACUCACCGCUGAAAUGAUGAAGAUCCAUGAGGUGUUUCUGCCUGGGUGGGACCAGUCCUGGCUCAUCUCAGAAAUUCGUCUGCAGGAAAAGCAAGAGUAUGAAAAGAGCUGGGGAUGUUGGAGUUACAGGCAACAGAUCAGGUGGUGCAUGACUUCACUACAAAGCCAAACAAAACACAACGACAUGCUGACAAGGAGACGUGACAUUCUCAACUUUCUCCUCACGGCAAAACUGCAUCUUGCAAUUAAUGAUGCAGCUGAGUGGUCAGAUUGUUGGAAGACCCCGAAAAGAUGGACCCCACCUUACCAGGAGAUUCUGGAUGAGGGCUUGGGUGACGAAGAUGACGACAUGUUCAACGACACGGAGGAUGAGGACGGAGUGGACAGUGAAUGGUCAGAUGAUGAGGAAGAAGAGGAGAAAGAAACAGAGGAGAAAAUAGGCCAAAUGCAAGAAGAAGAGAUAGAGAGCAACAUACAUGGAGAGGAGGAUGUGGGAGUUGAUGGGGAAGAGGAAAGGGAUGGCAAUAGUGAGGAAGGUAGAGAAGAAAAGAUUGAAAAAGAUGAUUCUGAAGAUAAUGAGACGGAAGAAGGUGAAGAUGAUCCGGCCGAUGGGGAAGAGAUUGAUGAAGAGGAGGAGGAUAAUGAAGAGCUGGAAGUAGAAAAGGAGGCAGACGAUGAGGGAAAGGGGAAGAACAUUGACGUCUAUGGGGAACAUGAGGACAAUGGAAUGACUGAAGAGAAGCUUAAUGACAAAUACAACAAAGAGAAGGAUGAAGAGGAAGAACAGAGGAGCAAGAAAGCAUGUACGGAAGAAGAGGUAUCACUUGGGCAGGAAGAGAAUAUUGGAGUGGACACAGAUGAAGAAGUGGUUAAAAAGCCUACAAGUUAUGGAGUGGAGGAGGAGGAGGAGGAAGAUGAGUUGGACGUUGACGAUAAAGAGAACAUGGAGGAGAGUCAAACGGAAGAACGAAUUCAGCCUGAGGUACUCCGAAAAGACCAAGAGGCACAUCUUUCCAGGGUAACGAGACAAGAGAGGGAUGGAGAAGAGGAGGAUGACACUGAAGAGGAAGAUGGAGGAUGGGAGGAUGAUACUGAAGAGGAAGAUGAAGGAGGGGAGGAUGACACUAAAGAGGAAGAUGGAGGAGAGGAGGAUGACACUAAAGAGGAAGAUGGAGGAAAGGAGGAUGACACUGAAGAGGAAGAUGGAGGAUGGGAGGAUGAUACUGAAGAGGAAGAUGAAGGAGGGGAGGAUGACACUAAAGAGGAAGAUGGAGGAGAGGGGGACAAAGGGCACGAGGUUGAAAAGGAUGAGAGGAAAGAAACUGAGGAAGACGAAGUCCAGGAGGAGGGAGAGGAAAACGAAGAGGAAGUUGGAGGUGAUGAAGAAGACCAGGUCUCUGAAGAAAAACACCAGAGUGACAACAUAGAGAAAGAAAAUGACGAGAAAGAGGACGAAGAAUGGCAUGAUUGUGUCAGCAAACACACGGAGGAGGACACAGCAGAUUUGGGAGUCGUGGAGUCUAAUGCUGAUGAUGAGGAAGAAGAGGAAGAAGGAAAGGAGGAGGAUGAUGCCGAUGAUGAGAGUGACGACGCUGAUGAUGAAGAUGAUGAUGAAAAGGAAAUAUGCCCCAAAACAGAAGAAGACGACAAAGAAAGCAACGAAGAGGACGGACAAGAGGAGGAAGAUGACGAAGAACAUCAAGCUGCAGAGAUGAUGAACGCAAACCACCAAGAAGAACAUGAGAUGGACAUGUUAAAUACUUCAAAUACGUUUGGUACAUUAAACAUCAAUACUUCAAAGACAUUAAACAUCGAUACUUCAGAGCCAUUAAACAUCGAUACUUCAGAGACAUUAAACAUCGAUACUUCAGACACAUUAAACAUCGAUAAUUCAGACAUUUCAAACAUCGAUACUUCAGACAUAUUGAACAUCGAUACUUUGGACACAUUAAACAUCGAUACUUUAGGUACGUUAGACGGAGAAAGGAAAAAGCAGAAGAGAAACGAGUCCUCAAAAGCCAUCAAACGCAGACCGCAGGUGCCGCUGCAUUUGCAGUUCCACAAAGCCAACGCCUCCUUCUCCUCCUGGAAGAAGUCGUGGAUCGUGGCAAUGGCUCACCGAGUAGGGGAUGAAGAUGAGGAGGAGGAAAACCUGACGGUGGAGCAAGAGGCGGUGCGAGCUUGGAGAGAAUCAUGGAGGAUCUGCCGCCUGGAGAAGGCAGACGAGGACGAGGUGUUGUGUUUCUCUAGCAGACAUCGGAGUGUGAGACACAACACAUUGUUUCUUCAGGAAGACGGCUUGCCGAAGGAGGAAUGGACUCUUAGUUGGAAGACAACCAAGAAGAGUAAUGACACUAAACAAGAAGAUGAAAAUGGUUCAUGAUCAGGGGUCUCAAACUCAAUGUACCUGGGGGCUACUGGACGCAGAGGCUGGGUUGCAAGAAAAGAUUUCUUAAAAAUUUUUUUUGCCUACUCCUCAGCAUGUCUAGUUGUAUAAUGAUGUUUCAAAGUGUCUCCCUGUCAGGUUCAAACACUGAUGACAUUUAAUAAUCAGACAAGAAGCAAGGAAUCAUGCAGAGACAGAGUUCAAUUUAGCUCAUGAGGAGACACGUGGUUUGGCUUUACUCUAGUUACAGAUCCAAACUACGUUGUAAAAAAAUCAAGCCCGCGAGCCGCCUCUAUUUAUUAGGAAAGGUCCUAUCUCCGCUACAAUCGGGUGGAAGGCGGGGUAAACACACACACACACAUGAAACCCCUCAUAUAUAUAUAUAUAUAUAUAUAUAUAUAUAUAUAUAUAUAUAUAUAUAUAUAUAUAUAUAUAUAUAUAUAUAUA